GGGAGCAAGAACAAGGCCAUGGCCAUGUGGAGGACAGUCGGAGUGCUACUGCUAAUACUACACACUGUGUUUGGCCAGAACACCAUCAGGUGGUGCACCAUCUCUCAGAAUGAGCAGAGGAAAUGUCAGGCCAUGUCGCAGGCUUUCAGCACAGCUGCCAUCCGUCCCUCCAUCACCUGUGUCAACGCAGCCUCGGUGGAGGAGUGCGGUCAGAAACUGCACAGAAAGGAAGCUGAUGCCCUGUCUCUGUCUGCCAAAGACAUCUACAACCUGGGGAAGACCGUUUCCUUCAAGGUGGCUGCCAGUGAAUCACAGGCUGGCUCUGUCACCACCUAUUAUGCCGUUGCUGUGGUGAAAAAGGCAAACUCUGGCAUCCAUAUCAACAACUUGGAUGGAAAGAAGAGCUGUCACACCGGAAAAGGUCGAACUGCUGGUUGGAACAUGCCUAUAGGGUACUUCAUAGACAAAGGCUACAUGUCUGUGAUGGGCUGCAACUUCACACAGGGUGUUGCAGAUUUCUUCAGUGUGAGCUGUAUCCCUGGAGCUAACGAAAAUGGUGACCCUAAGUCUCUGUGUCAGCUGUGCAGAGGAGAUGGGAGCGGGCAGCACGUCUGUGAGAUGAGCAGCAAUGAGAUGUACUAUAGCUACGAAGGAGCUUUCAGGUGUUUGGUUGAUGAUGCUGGAGAUGUGGCUUUCAUCAAACACACGACUGUGGAGGAAAACACUGAUGGUCGUGGUCCAACCUGGGCACAAUCACUGAAGUCAUCGGACUAUGAAUUGCUGUGUCCUGAUAGCAGUCGCGCUCCUGUCUCUCAGUGGAGCAGGUGCCAUCUGGUCCGGGUCCCAUCUCGCGGUGUUGUGGUCAGAAAUGACAUCACUCCCUCGGUGGUGUUUGACAUCCUGAUGGAGGGCCUGGCAAAGUCAAACUUCCCCAUGUUUUCAUCUGCGGAUUAUGGAGGAGGAACUGUGCUUUUCUCGAAUUUCACCACCACAUUUCAGGCAGCUGACUCAGAUGAACCUAAGAAAUGGAUGGGUGAUCAGUACUAUAAUGCUCUGAAGGCCAUGGACUGUAAUCCCAAAGAAAUCCCAAAUGUCCUGCGGUGGUGCGUGUUGUCCAGCGGUGAGCAACAGAAGUGCGCUGACAUGGGCCUGAACUUCCAAAGUAAAGAUCUAACUCCAAAAAUCACCUGUACCUAUGGGGACUCAGUGACUGACUGCAUGAUGAAAAUCAAGAACAAUGAGGCCGAUGCCAUCACUCUGGAUGGAGGUUAUAUCUACACAGCGGGCAAAGACUAUGGCUUGAUCCCUGCUACUGGCGAGAGCUACACAGAUGACCGUGACGGUUCCAUCUACUACGCAGUUGCAGUCGUGAAAAAGAGUAGUGCUGACAUUCGUAACCUCGCCGACCUGCGCGGCCGUCGCUCCUGUCACACUGGAUAUGGCCGCACAGCUGGCUGGAACAUUCCCGUAGCAGUUCUGAUAGAGACAGGCCUGAUUAGCCCAAAACAGUGUCAGAUACCCCAAGCUGUUGGGGACUUCUUCGGCAAGAGCUGUGUGCCAGGUGCAAAUCAACCCGGUUUCCCCAGCAACCUGUGUGAACUCUGUGUGGGAGACGAGUCAGGAAAGAACAAAUGCGAGAAAGGAAAGGACCGUUAUGAUGGCUACGACGGUGCCUUAAGGUGUCUGGCAAAUGGAGACGGAGAUGUGGCUUUCAUCAAGCAUUCUACUGUCCUCCAAAACACUGAUGGUCUGCUUUCUACAGAUUUCCAGCUACUCUGUCCCUCUGGAGGUAAAGCCGAGGUAACGCAGUACAGAGACUGUAACCUGGGCAGAGUCCCUUCCCACGCCGUAAUGGUACGACCGGACAUGAACAUUCAUGCCAUCUAUGGACUUCUGGACCGUGCACAGAGAUAUUUUGGCAGUGACACAGCUCCUGUUUUCAGGCUGUUUGACUCGCAGGAGUACAAAGGCACAGAUCUUAUUUUUAAAGACUCCACCGUCCGCCUUGUGGGUGUAGCUGACAAAAAGACCUACCAGGAGUGGCUGGGCCAGGUCUACUUGGAUUCACUGGUCGACUUGGAGUGCAGCUCAUCGAGUGCAGUGGUGUCCUCUGUGUGGGUGCUGCUGAUGGCCUUGUUCAGCUUCAUGCUGACCAACUUCUGGAUGUAAAGACAGCAUGACACAGCCCCCCCCCCCUUCACACACACACACACACGCGCACACACACACACACACACCUUUUCCCCAUUUAUAGAUAAUAUGAAUGUCUAGGCUUUAACCCUCCUGACUGCUGUCCACUCAAACCACCCACCACAGCUUUACUCACUGCUCUGGGAGCUCUUUCCCUUCUGUUUCUGUGCAUUAUGUGUACCUGAUUGUAUGUUAAUUUAACACACAAGAGGACGGCAUGUUGGAACUGCCUUUAGAUUUGAGUGGUGCCAGUACUGAAGAAACUGCCUCUUACUUUUGUGGCAGAGAUAUGAGAAGGACAGCUUAGAUUUCCUGCCAUAGUGAUUAAAAUGGGGGAUGGUGUUGCUGCCACUUUGUUUACUAAAGGUGAGCUGCCAUAUCAGUGCAUGUGCUGCCAUCUGUUACUGUGGUGGUUGAUGCAACACUGUCUCUCCAAAGCUAGCUUUGCAGUCUGUUUCCAAAGGUUUCUUGUGAGUAUGAAAGCCACAUUGAUGCUUUGCUGCCACUCGCACUGUGAAUACUGCUAAUGAACACCGCCUUUCUCUUGCUCCAUGCUGUUUGCUACUGUAAGCUAAUGCCAUAUCAGUGAAUAUGCACUAGUGUGACCCCCACACGAAGCUGCGCUGGCAAUUGUGUAAUGAUGGAUGACUCAGUGUCCAUCCAUAGGCUGUCUGCUUCAUGUAUUCUCCUCAGAUAUUAGCAAUUUAAUAUGAUAAAUAGUGUGAUCAAGGCUGUAGCUAUACAGUGAAAUCUGCUUUCUCUUAUUAUUGAUCGUAAUCUUAUGCUUUUGAUUAGACACCAGUAUCAGCAGACAAUAAAUUCCCCACCCUGCAGCGCUUUUCUGCACAUUUUAGUUUAUAAAUAAAUGGAGUGAGUAGAGCUGGCACACUGUGUCAGGUUCCAUCAACUUUGGGAAGAACAUGAAGAAAACAUCGUGUGAUUCAUGCUGAAAUCAAAGAUGAGUGUUAGCUAAAGAAUUUUGAUUUGGGUCAUUUAAACUUUUUAAAACAUUUAAACUUUUUUAAUCAUUCAAGAAUCCGAUUUUGUGUCUUCUUACACAAACAACUCACUCCAGAAAUGCCUCUCUCUAACAUUGACUAACUGUUUUUGGUCAGAUCCACUGUACUUGUGCUUGAUGCUGUUUCCUGUUGUUAAAAUGUUGAUUGGAUGUGUAUUUUUCCUAUGUUCAGAGAUUUAUUUUUAUAUGAAGUUCAGGUGCCAUAUCAGUGUAUAUGUACUGACUCAUGUUGUCAGAAACCAAUGCCUUCUCUUCCUCAUGAUAAGACAGUUAUUUCUAUGUGAAAUGAUGGAACAUGUAACUAAUAUUUAGUUGCCAGGCCAGUGCGUCUGCACAAGUAUUGCUAC
Molecule: messenger RNA, 3555 nt
Organism: Archocentrus centrarchus (flier cichlid)
Lineage: Eukaryota; Metazoa; Chordata; Actinopteri; Cichliformes; Cichlidae
Gene: meltf
Product: melanotransferrin
Exons: 16
Coding region: 19-2169 (716 amino acids)
Biological process (GO): iron ion transport
Cellular component (GO): early endosome; extracellular region; plasma membrane
Source: RefSeq, a predicted model, not a curated record